AUGGCCGGCCACACGCAGCCGAGCGGGCGCGGGAACCCGGGCCCUGCGCCCUCGCCCUCCCCCGGCCGGGGUCCCGGCCCGGGCGCCUCGGAGCGGGUGGCGCUCAAGAAGGAGAUCGGGCUGGUGAGCGCCUGUACCAUCAUCAUCGGAAACAUCAUUGGCUCGGGCAUCUUCAUCUCCCCCAAAGGGGUCUUAGAGCACUCUGGCUCCGUGGGUCUGGCCCUCUUCGUCUGGGUCCUGGGUGGAGGCAUCACUGCCCUGGGCUCACUCUGCUACGCGGAGCUGGGAGUGGCCAUCCCCAAGUCUGGCGGGGACUACGCCUAUGUCACCGAGAUCUUUGGGGGCCUGGCUGGCUUCCUGCUGCUCUGGAGCGCCGUGCUCAUCAUGUACCCCACCAGCCUGGCCGUCAUAUCCAUGACCUUCUCCAACUACGUGCUGCAGCCCGUGUUCCCCAACUGUAUCCCGCCGGCUGCCGCCUCCCGCGCGCUCUCCAUGGCUUGCCUGAUGCUCUUGACGUGGGUGAACAGCUCGAGUGUGCGCUGGGCCACGCGCAUCCAGGACGUGUUCACCGGCGGGAAGCUGCUGGCCCUCUCACUCAUCAUUGGCGUGGGCUUUGUCCAGAUCUUCCAAGGACACUUUGAGGAGCUGAGGCCCAGCAACGCCUUCGACUUCUGGAUGACGCCGUCCGUGGGCCACCUGGCCCUGGCCUUCCUCCAGGGCUCCUUCGCCUUCAGCGGCUGGAACUUCCUCAACUACGUCACAGAGGAGCUGGUGGACCCUCGAAAGAACCUACCUCGUGCCAUCUUCAUCUCCAUCCCCCUGGUGACCUUCGUGUACACCUUCACCAAUGUCGCCUACUUCACUGCCAUGUCCCCCCAGGAGCUGCUGGCCUCUAACGCCGUGGCCGUGACCUUCGGGGAGAAGCUGCUGGGCUAUUUUUCUUGGGUCAUGCCUGUCUCUGUGGCACUUUCCACUUUCGGAGGGAUCAAUGGCUACCUGUUCACCUCCUCCAGAUUGUGCUUCUCUGGAGCCCGAGAGGGGCACCUGCCCAGCCUGCUAGCCAUGAUCCAUGUCAGACGCUGCACCCCUAUUCCCGCCCUCCUCGUCUGUUGCGGGGCCACGGCGGUCAUCAUGCUCGUGGGAGACACAUACACGCUCAUCAACUACGUGUCCUUCAUCAACUACCUCUGCUACGGUGUCACCAUCCUGGGUCUGCUCGUGCUGCGCUGGAGGCGGCCGGCGCUCCACAGGCCCAUCAAGGUGAACCUCCUCGUCCCCGUGGCGUACUUGGUCUUCUGGGCAUUCCUGCUGGUCUUCAGCUUCAUUUCAGAGCCCAUGGUGUGUGGGGUAGGCGUUAUCAUCAUCCUCACGGGGGUGCCCGUCUUCUUCCUGGGAGCGUUCUGGAGAAGCAAACCGAAGUGUGUGCACAGACUCACAGGGCUCCCCAGAGGAGGAGGAAAAUGGCCCCUGCCAGCCCUCCCCACUGCCUGCCACGGACAAGCCCUUGAAGACACAAUGAGACAUUUGUGGAGCCUGAAGCAGCUGUUUCUGUUUACAUGUUGUUUAUUGAGGAGGUGUUUUUGCAAAAAAAAAAAAAAUUUUUUUUUUCCUGGGGAAAAAUUCUGACUCUUAGAAGGGCUUGGUAAGGAAGCCCUGAAGAUGUGGACUGGGUUCCCUGUCAUCACUGCCCCACUAGC
This is a messenger RNA of Dama dama (fallow deer), 1697 nucleotides long. It is a transcript of the gene SLC7A10, whose product is annotated as solute carrier family 7 member 10. Gene Ontology annotation, cellular component: membrane. Gene Ontology annotation, biological process: D-serine transmembrane transport; amino acid transmembrane transport; D-alanine transmembrane transport. Gene Ontology annotation, molecular function: neutral L-amino acid transmembrane transporter activity; L-amino acid transmembrane transporter activity. The transcript is spliced from 11 exons. The record is from RefSeq and is a predicted model, not a curated record. The coding region runs from base 1 to 1626 and encodes 541 amino acids. Lineage: Eukaryota; Metazoa; Chordata; Mammalia; Artiodactyla; Cervidae.